UGUCCAUGUUUCAUGGAUAAAAUUAAAGAUAUGAAGAUGGAUGAAAUGGCUUCUUUGAUCGGAGUAACGCCUCCCAUAUUCCGAUUCCUCAUAUGUUUCGUGGCCACAAUUCCUAUAAGCUUCUUUCACCGUUUCGUCCCUGGUGGUUCUACAGGGAAACACUUGUACGCUGCUUUAACCGGCGGUGUGCUUUCCUACCUGUCAUUUGGCCUCUAUUCCAAUAUGCACUUCCUCGUGUUGAUCUUCAUUAGUUAUGGUUCUAUGGUGCUCUGUCGGAAACAAUGUGGUUUGAUUACAUUCGUCUUAGCAAUGGGCUACCUCAUUGGAAUCCAUGCGUACUACACGAGUGGGGAAUCAUGGAAAGAAGGAGGUAUCGAUGCUACCGGAUCAAUGAUGGUUAUAACAUUAAAAGUGAUUUCUUGCGCUAUUAACUAUAAUGACGGGUUGUUAAGAGAGGAAGGCUUAAGCGAAUCCCAGAAGAAAAAUCGGUUAAUUAAGUUACCCUCUUUCCUAGAGUUUGUGGGAUACUGCCUCAGUUGUGGCAUUCACUUUGCUGGUCCAGUUUUCGAAAUGAAAGAUUAUUUAGAUUGGACAGAAAGAAAAGGGAUUUGGGUCGAGUCUGAUAAACCUUCACCAUCACCUUGCCAACCAACAAUUAAAGCUCUUCUUCAAGCUGGUUUAUGCAUGUGGAUGUACUUAUACUUAGAACCCCAAUAUCCAGUGUCAAGGCUCAAUGAUCCUAUCUAUAAAAAUUGGCCAUUUAUGGAACGCUUGAUCUACCAGUACAUGUGCAGUUUUACAGCCCGUUGGAAAUAUUAUUUUAUAUGGUCGGUUUCAGAAGGGUCUAUGAUUCUUUCGGGCCUGGGUUUCAGUGGAUGGACUAAUUCUUUAACCCCAAAAGCGCGAUGGGACAGGGCUAAAAAUGUUGACAUUUUGGGUGUUGAGUUUGCAAAGAGCGCUGUGGAGAUACCACUCGUGUGGAAUAUACAUGUUAGUAGCUGGCUUCGUCAUUAUGUUUACGACAGGCUUGUUCAAAAAGGGAAAAGACCUGGUUUCUUUCAGUUGCUAGCAACACAGACUAUUAGUGCUAUAUGGCAUGGUAUACGUCCAGGGUACAUCAUAUUCUUUGUUCAGUCUGCUUUGAUGAUUUCUGGUUCCAAAACCAUUUACAGAUGGCAACAAUCCGUUCCAAGCAGUAAACAUGGGCUUAAGAAGAUGAUUAUGCUUACAAACUUUGCUUACACGAUGCUUGUUUUAAGCUACUCUUCUAUUGGUUUUAUAGUAUUAAGCCUGAACGAAACAAUCACUUCAUACGGGAGUGUAUACCACUUCGGAACAAUCAUUCCUGUAGUUGUUAUUGUCAUGGGUAGCCUAGUUACACCAAAACCAGCCACAUCCAGAGCUCGAAAGGAUAAGUAAUUAAGGUCUUCGUUGUAUAAACCAUACACUAAUUAAUUCAUAUAGCCAAUUUCGCGUGCUCUUUAUUUGGGCAAGGUUUUGUUGAUCAUUUGUAAGUGUAAACCAUUACUUUCCAAAACGUAAAUGCCUCCCUUUACUUUGAAAAUUUCCAAAAUGUAAUACU
This is a messenger RNA of Erigeron canadensis, 1582 nucleotides long. Its product is annotated as lysophospholipid acyltransferase 1-like. The record is from RefSeq and is a predicted model, not a curated record. Gene Ontology annotation, molecular function: acyltransferase activity. Gene Ontology annotation, cellular component: endoplasmic reticulum; membrane. The transcript has 8 exons. Gene Ontology annotation, biological process: lipid modification; triglyceride biosynthetic process; phospholipid biosynthetic process. Bases 13 to 1419 code for a protein of 468 amino acids. NCBI's taxonomy places the organism in Eukaryota, Viridiplantae, Streptophyta, Magnoliopsida, Asterales, Asteraceae.